Messenger RNA from Colletotrichum chrysophilum, 540 nucleotides. RefSeq lists its product as uncharacterized. NCBI's taxonomy places the organism in Eukaryota, Fungi, Ascomycota, Sordariomycetes, Glomerellales, Glomerellaceae. The annotation marks the transcript as partial. The transcript has a single exon. The record is from RefSeq and is a predicted model, not a curated record.
GGGAAUAAUGCCUACUGGGUGGACACCACGAAGUCACAAGGCGGGAAGGUUUGGGACUUUUCUGUAUACUCGGAUGGUUAUAAGAAAUUCGACAGGGACGGUGAUCGGAUGGUUCUCGAUUACCUGGAGAUCGAUACCAUGAACAAGCGCCUGACUGUCUUCAACGCUCAGAAUGCAUUCGACCUUACUAAGCCUCGUCUGAAGAUGCGUGAGGUUCUCAAAGAGUGCUGGACCAUAACAGGUCUCAAAACCAACGAGCUAAAGGAAAUUAAGGGCUCCAUGGUUCAGAACGACGACAUGAAAAAGGCUUUUGUAGACUGCCGCAAGACCAUGAAAUUGGGCGCCGUGGCCCCUUUCGCUGUAUCAGCUGCGGAUAAAAACAACGCCCAGAAGGCUUGCUGGGCCAGGAUCGGAAAGACCAUCUUUGUCGCCUCCAUUAAGGGCGCCAUUGCGAGUUUCGACGUCAAGAAAAGGCUUCUCAAGGUAGAGGUGGAAAACUCAUGGCGAGGCGACAAUGUCCUCUUCACUUUGUCUGUAUGA